Messenger RNA from Aspergillus brunneoviolaceus CBS 621.78, 266 nucleotides. RefSeq lists its product as uncharacterized. The coding region runs from base 5 to 166 and encodes 53 amino acids. NCBI's taxonomy places the organism in Eukaryota, Fungi, Ascomycota, Eurotiomycetes, Eurotiales, Aspergillaceae. The record is from RefSeq and is a predicted model, not a curated record. The transcript has 2 exons.
CCCGAUGCUACUGUACUGUACUUCCAGACUUCCAGUCGACCUAACGUCCUUCACCCGUGGGGUUUCAAAGCCACCAUUGGUAAUUCAGAUUGGGGGAUAUGACCCGGUCUCUGACCGUGGUCACUCCUGGCUUCCAAGUAUAGAACGCCUGAUGGGAGGUGUAUGACAACAUUCUCCAGCCAUUUGACAUUAUUCCACAUCACCACCGAUCUCAUGGAUUGCGUGUAACCCGCUAAGAUGAUGUUUCUUGCGCGUGCAGAAUUGCG